Messenger RNA from Cylicocyclus nassatus, 1300 nucleotides. The record is from the annotation of a GenBank genome assembly. NCBI's taxonomy places the organism in Eukaryota, Metazoa, Nematoda, Chromadorea, Rhabditida, Strongylidae.
CAUUCUUCGGAUAUGGCCAUCAAUGCUAGCAUUCUGCCUUUUCAUCCGCUUCAUAUAUAAUCACUUGGGAGACGGUCCGAUGUGGUCGUACGACGGAGUAUUUGGAACCAUUUGUACAUCUAAAGAUGUAAACGCUCACCUUUUGUUCCUUUCCAACUGGUAUCCUUCCAACUGUAUGCCGUGGCUUUGGUAUACAGCGGUCGAUUUCCAGUUAUAUCUCGCAUCUCCAAUAAUCUUAAUCCUUCUCUGGCGUUGUUCACGAUUUGCUCUUGCGACCAGCAUCUCACUAGUAAUAGCAUCAGUCGUUUACAUGAUCGUCAUCUACGCAUCUUACUCACUCCCCACUAAUAUCUUUGCUGAUGUCUUGAAUGAGAAAAGCCUCGAGUCUGCUUCGACCUCAUUUCGUCUUAUCUAUGCAUCACCGUUUGCCAGGUGUGCUCCUUUCAUCAUCGGAAUUCUGACCGGAUGGAAUGUGUUUGUUAGAAUCGAAAAUCCCCCAAGCGUUUGGACUUGCACUUUUCUCAAAGUCUUAGUCGCUUUGCUAUUUUACUUUGCUAUAUUUGCGCCUUCCUGUGAACAGGGACUACUUUCAUAUGUGCAUGCGGUCCUUCACAGACCUGUGUGGUCAGUAGCUCUUGCCAUUCUCGUCUGGCUCUGUGAAAAUGGUCUAGCUCAAGAGAUAUCCUAUGCUCUUUCGAGUCGCCAUUUCUUGCUACUCACGCGGUUAUCAUUUGGUGUAUUCCUCGCUCACGAACCAAUACUGCUGUUCUUUAUAUGGACAUCAAGACAGCCGCAUUCUCCUCAUUCUCUCGCCUAUUUUGCGGCUAUGACGAUAACCACAUUCGUGCUGUCGCUUUUGAUAUCGCUACUAAUUGCGAUCCUUAUUGAAAUACCCAUUCUGUCCAUGGAGAAAAAGUUGUUCAAGACUGCUAAUCAGCGCCUGGAAGAUAACGUCCCAGAGCCACAAGAAGAGUACACGCCGUUAAGACAGUAUUAUCACUACAAUGAGGGGAAUCUUGCCACAAAGGAGCUAAGUUUUUAUGAAAAAACUACCUCAUGGUUGCGUGCACCUGAGUUUGAAAGGACAAUGCAUGGUAGCAGAGAGCCAACUGUAAUGGAAUGCGCGUCGAGCUUUUCUAUGGAUUCAUUGGUCUUUUGCAAGACUGCUGAACACCUUGAUGAAUGGAGCCGAGAGGAAUCGCUUGCUGAGAAAUUUGAGAAGAAAGCAGAAGAAUCUCUCUUGAAGCAAAAACCUUUGGAUAUAGAGCAGUGGGAGAGAUCGCUCUACAGCAGUUGUUGA